Molecule: messenger RNA, 724 nt
Organism: Eptesicus fuscus (big brown bat)
Lineage: Eukaryota; Metazoa; Chordata; Mammalia; Chiroptera; Vespertilionidae
Gene: SELENOM
Product: selenoprotein M
Exons: 5
Cellular component (GO): endoplasmic reticulum lumen
Molecular function (GO): oxidoreductase activity
Source: RefSeq, a predicted model, not a curated record
CUAGUCUGCAGGCCCAGACGUGGCGCUGCGGCCGGGCGUUGCACCUCCAUCCAGCUUUCGGAUUACCUUCGUGCGGUUCCGAUGCGCCUCCCGCUGCCUCCGCCGCCCGUGCUGCUGCUUCUGGCGGCACUCACGGCCGCUACCACCACCUUCCGGCCCGACUGGAACCGUCUGCACGGCCUGGCCCGAGCCCGGGUGGAGACCUGUGGUGGAUGACAGCUGAAUCGCCUGAAGGAGGUGAAGGCCUUCGUCACCCAGGACAUCCCACUCUACCACAACCUGGUGAUGAAACACCUGCCUGGGGCCGACCCAGAGCUCGUGCUGCUGGGCCACCGCCAUGAGGAGCUGGAGCGCAUCCCACUGAGCGACAUGACCCGCGAGGAGAUCAACGCGCUGGUGCAGGAGCUCGGCUUCUACCGCAAGGCGUCGCCCGACGAGCCUGUGCCCCCUGAGCACCUGCGGGCGCCGGCGAGAACCGCCGAAGGCGCUCCGGACGACCGUGGGGACCUGUAGGUCGGGGAAUGCGCACCCCCACCCCCACCCCCACCCCCGCCUGAGCCCUGGGGACCCAAUGAAGCGCUCAGCGUCCCGGGAGCCCCCUCCCUCGCUGAGGGCCGAAGCCCCGCCCCGGAGCCGGCAGGGAUGGAGUUGAGGGUUCCUCUCCAUUCCCAUUAUUCCAAUCCCACGGACCCCCCUUUAGCUCCACUAAAUCCCCUUCCGUCAA